AUGGCCCGCCUCCGGCCUGCGGACUUGUUUCGUCGUCUAUCUACACGAGGAGACCAUUCAACUCCCACCACCAACCCCACCAUCGCCUCCCCCUCUCCACAGGAACGUUGCAACUCUCUUCCUUCCCCUCCACGCCUUCCCGCAAUCCCGUCCUCACCCGCCGCUUCGCCGAAGACGGUCAGAAAAAGCACCUCCCUCCCCAGACUGAGGCGACGCUUCCUUCGCAGCGCCACGCCUGCCAUCCAAGAAUCCGUCAAAGAGGAGCGCAAAGACUCUUUGCUGUCGGCCCAAGGCGGCACACAGAGCAUACUGGAAGGCGAAGCCGUGUCUCCCGCCUCAUCCAUUGAGCCUUCCACCUGCCACCACUCAAGUCGCAAGAGCCUGGAGGGCCUGCGAAAGCUUCCUGUCCUCGUCCUUCAGCAGGCCACGCCUGAAGUCGCCGAAGCGGAGGUGAGGGACGUCGAGCCCGCCAGUGUCGACACCUCCCUCGACCCCACUCCAGACGAACAGCGCCAGUUCACCCCCCAAAGUGACAGUGAUCUUGUCACUCAAUCUCCCUCCGAGCUCCCUACCACGUUGUCCUCCCCAGAAACCGAACACCGCCCUUCAUCCACCGCCCUCGAACGCCCCGUCAGCAUUGUCAGUGGUACCAAUGCGCCCCUUGUUGCCCACCUUCUCGACUCCCCCGUCCUGACCGACCACCCUUCCCUUCCCACAGCCGCCAUGGUGCAACGAAAGAUUUGGGUCAAGCGACCCGACGCGUCGGCGACGCUGGUGGUAAUCAAAGAAGAUGACCUGGUCGACGAUGUGCGCGAGAUGAUCUUGAGAAAGUAUGCCAAUAGUCUCGGCAAAACGUUCGAUGCGCCGGACAUGACCCUCUCCAUCGUUUCAAGAUUGGAACAAGGGGUCGUCAAGAACGAGCGAGUACUGGGCCCGGAAGAGCAGAUGUGCAGGACGCUGGACUCAUACUAUCCGGAGGGCCAGACGGUGCACGACGCCCUGAUCAUUAAUGUUCCGCAACGAAGAACGCCCCGCCCUUCGCCCAAAGUCUACAUGCACCCCAACUACCAUGCCAUUGACGAUUACCGGCCGCUCGAGAAUGGCACGGACUACUUCCCACCCAUGCCCGCCUUCGUCCCGAGCACCAUCCCGCAAACUUCGGGAAGCCACGACAGUCGCUCCAGCCAGCAUCAUGUGCCCCUCGCUGCACAGUCGGAGACGCACCCCCGAUCCAUUUCCAUUCUCAAUACCGGCCAACUCCCUCCCUUGCCAUCCCCAGGUAGCACCAGCCGGCGACAUCAACAUCGUCCAAAGUACGGCCGUCAGCCUACAGCCUCUCCCACCCUCAUCCAACCUAACUCCGGCGUAAUAGGUGCCAGUGCACCCAAUGCAGGUGACCCGCAGGCCCGAGCCCCUCAUCGACAAUCCACUCGCCCGCGCAUGGACUCGUCCGCGGCCGAGCAAAUGAACAACGCGGUGCCACCGCCCGCACCCCCUCUUCCCACUCCGCCCGCACCCGAGGCCCCGCCGACCAACAAGAACAACUCCAAUCCUCCAACUCCAUCCGGCAUGCCGAACAACGCCAAUUUUAUGAACCUUCACGCUCCUCAAAGACGACCGCGGAAGACGCGCAAACAGACACCAGAAGACCGAGCUAAUUCCCGCGGCCAAGGGGGCAAGAACGAUGCCUCCGCUCCAUCCGUCAGCUUCGCGCUCGAAUCUGCCGCAGUGCCGCCCAUCAACGUCCUCAUCGUGGAAGACAACCCGAUCAAUCUGAAGAUUCUCGAGGGCUUGAUGAAGCGGCUGAAGGUGCGGUGGCAGACGGCCAUGAACGGGCAGAUUGCCGUCGACAAGUGGAUGGCGGGUGGGUUUCACUUGGUCCUGAUGGAUAUCCAAAUGCCGGUCAUGAAUGGUCUGCAAGCGACGAAGGAGAUCCGGCGCUUGGAGCGCGUGAAUGGAAUCGGGGUGUUUGGAGAAGUCGACGAUAGUCUUUUGGGGCAACAGCGGAGCAGUUUCGGCAACGGGGAGGACAAGAACGGAGAAGGAGAUGAAGCAGCCUCUCCGGCAAACAAAGGGGCAGACGACGGCAAGAGAACGAGCACCACAGAUCGCCUGCUCGUCUCGGAAAGCUUGUUCAAAUCCCCCGUCAUCAUCGUCGCCCUCACCGCCUCCUCCCUCCAAUCUGAUCGACACGAAGCCUUAGCGGCAGGGUGCAACGACUUCCUGACCAAGCCGGUCAACUUUGUCUGGCUGGAGCGCAAAGUGAAGGAGUGGGGCUGCAUGCAGGCGCUGAUCGACUACGACGGCUGGCGCAAGUGGAAGGACUACGCGGCGGAGCAGGAAGCGAAGAAGAGCGAGGCGGAGAAGAGCAAGGACCGCGAGCGCGAGGAGAAGGAUCGCAUCAAGGCGGAGAAGAUGGCGAAGUUGCAGGAGAAGCAGGCCAAGCUCAAGGAAGAGCGCGAAAAGGCGGCGAAGAAGCGGACGAGUCUCAAUCUUGUUGAGCCGAUUGUGCACGAGGAAGGGGUUGGAGGGGAGGAGGAUGUGAAUAUGCCUACGGCAAUGUUGAAAGCCGGCGCGGAGUGCUUGAAGAAGUGA
Molecule: messenger RNA, 2595 nt
Organism: Neohortaea acidophila
Lineage: Eukaryota; Fungi; Ascomycota; Dothideomycetes; Mycosphaerellales; Teratosphaeriaceae
Exons: 3
Coding region: 1-2595 (864 amino acids)
Biological process (GO): osmosensory signaling via phosphorelay pathway
Cellular component (GO): Mcs4 RR-MAPKKK complex
Molecular function (GO): phosphorelay response regulator activity; protein kinase activator activity
Source: RefSeq, a predicted model, not a curated record